Closterium sp. NIES-65 is the source of this 1281-nucleotide messenger RNA. The record is from the annotation of a GenBank genome assembly. NCBI's taxonomy places the organism in Eukaryota, Viridiplantae, Streptophyta, Zygnematophyceae, Desmidiales, Closteriaceae.
AUGACGGGGCGGGAGGGAGAGGCCAUGGCGGGAUGGGAGGGAGAGGCGACGGCGGUUGGGAGGAGGGAGAGGCGCUGGCGGGAUGGGAGGGAGAGGAUACUGGGAUUGGAGAAAACGGGAAAGCUAGUGCGCGCUAUUCUUCCGAGCCUUGCUGCGCGCUACCUCUCAUACCACAUUCCCUCCAUAUCCAAGUAUCUCCGCACCCACCCGUCUUCCCGCCCCCUCCACCCGCCGCCACACAAUCGUCUCUCUGCUGCAUCUCACCGUCUGCUCCCCGCGCGCGCCACCUUGCAGGUGACGGACACGCUCAUUCUGAACCCGUCGGGGCAGCUGGUGAGGGUGAUCGGCGUAUCGGCGGACAUCAGCGACAUCAAGCGCAAGGAGGGCGAGAUCCGCGCGCUCAACGCAGCGCUGAGGAGCACAUCGUGGAGCGCACGGAGCAGCUGCAGCGCAACAACAGGUGCUGCGGCGAGAAAUGGAGGCGCUCCUGUCUGCGGGGAGCACAUGCAGCGAUGCAUCAAGCAGUUGCUGGUGCUGGAGCGGAUGGUGGCGGAGCUGCGCGAUUCGCGCUCGGAGGCGGAGUCCGCCAACCGCCUCAAGUCACGAUUCCUGGUGUCCAUGAGCCACGAGAACCGUACCCUCAUGAACAGCGUGCUCGGCAUGACGCAGCUGCUGCUGUCGACGCCGCUGUCAGAGGAGCAGCACUGCUUCGUGGAGAUCGGACACCCGGCAGCCGACACGCGCUGCUGGCCAUCUGGAUCUGAGCAAGAACGAGGCGGGCGGGCUGGAGAUAGGCAGAGCGAAUCCGGCGUCACCACGUGCUUCGAGGACAGCGUCAUCCUGCUCGCGGUCAGUGCUCGCUUGCUCUGGAUCUCUCAACGCUCCUCUGUUGACUCGCAAUCAUCGGUAGCUCCCCCACCCAGAUCCCUCGUCGUGCUGCCACCCUCCCAUUCCCAUCUUGUUAUCGCUCUCCGUUCUCUCUCCCCCCCUCUCCCCCUCUCCCCCCUCCACCCCGCAUCCCCUCACCCUCCCAGCUGCCCCCCUUACUUGGAGUUUGGUGGCGGCUCUGCCCCGCCCAGUGCACCAGAUCACCCUCAACCGCCUCCUCGCCUUCUCCUGCGAACCUUGCCUCCUCCGGAUACUGCUCACCUGGCAGUGCAAUUCAGUGUUUUCACUCCUUCCCAAUCACCUUUCUGCUUCUUCCUCCCGCUCUCUCCCCUCAUCCCCCACUCUCUUGCCCCUGUGACCCCGCAACCUGUGUGCGUGGCAUGGGAGCAGUGA